Ochotona princeps (American pika) is the source of this 1563-nucleotide messenger RNA. It is a transcript of the gene NXPH2, whose product is annotated as neurexophilin 2. Gene Ontology annotation, molecular function: signaling receptor binding. Lineage: Eukaryota; Metazoa; Chordata; Mammalia; Lagomorpha; Ochotonidae. Bases 115 to 909 code for a protein of 264 amino acids. The transcript is spliced from 2 exons. The record is from RefSeq and is a predicted model, not a curated record.
GGAGGCAAGUGCGGCGCGGUGUCCCCGGAGUCUUCAGUACUGCCCCGAGACGUGGAGAUGCGCGAGAGGCAGGCGAGGGCGCGCAGCUCCUGAAACGCCGCGCCAGCCGGCACCAUGCGCCUGCGGCCGCUGCCCCUCCUCGUGGUCCCCGGUUUGCUGCAGCUGCUCUUCUGUGACAGUAAAGAAGUGGUGCCUGUCGCAGAGGGAUUAGACUGGGAAGACAAGGAUGCCCCAGGAACACUGGUGGGCAAUGUGGUGCACUCGCGGAUCAUCAGCCCCCUGCGCCUCUUUGUUAAGCAGUCUCCAGUGCCAAAACCUGGUCCCAUGACAUAUGCAGACAACAUGGAAAACUUUUGGGAUUGGCUGGCUAACAUCACAGAGGUUCAAGAGCCUUUGGCCAGAACUAAACGGAGGCCAAUAGUGAAAACAGGAAAAUUUAAGAAAAUGUUUGGAUGGGGUGACUUCCAUUCCAAUAUUAAAACUGUCAAACUGAACCUCCUUAUCACAGGGAAAAUUGUCGACCAUGGGAAUGGAACCUUCAGUGUUUACUUCCGACAUAACUCCACAGGCCUAGGCAAUGUCUCAGUGAGCUUGGUACCCCCGUCCAAAGUGGUGGAAUUUGAAGUUUCCCCUCAGUCCACCUUGGAGACCAAGGAAUCCAAGUCUUUCAAUUGUCGCAUUGAAUAUGAAAAAACAGAUCGGGCAAAGAAGACAGCCCUGUGCAACUUCGACCCUUCCAAGAUCUGCUACCAGGAGCAGACUCAGAGCCACGUGUCUUGGCUGUGCUCCAAGCCCUUCAAGGUCAUUUGCAUUUACAUUGCCUUCUACAGUGUUGAUUACAAACUGGUGCAGAAGGUCUGUCCUGACUACAAUUAUCAUAGUGAGACCCCAUACUUAUCUUCUGGCUGAAUCUUUGCACAGUGAUGGAAAUGACAGAGACGCAGGUGUUCAGUAGAAUGAUGACCGUGAAACUUGAUCAGUUCUGUUUCGGGCAGUGAACCAUCAUUCUCUAUCAGAUUUUCUGAGUCAAAAAAGAACAAGAAACAUCUUCAGUUGUGGAAUGUGUUUAUUUUGCUCCUAAGUACCUUUAUCUAAGGAAACAAACUGCUAAUGGAACCAUCAGUUUCAUGUCAGAUGACCAACGUCCAAAAAUCUCAUUGUCUUUCUAAAAGAAGCAUCAAGGGAGCCCAUCCAUAUGUAACAAGAAGGAAUCAAAUGAUGCAUGUGGUUCACAUUGUUCUGAAAAUGAACCAGCUUUUGAAAUAUGUUUUGGAAGGUUACCUUAAAACUUGAAGGAUAAAGUGACCCAAAAAAACCUGUUUUUGCGCAAUGAAUUGUGCUUCUGACAUUGAAUUCCUUUUUGUUGUUGUUGCUUUCCCCACAUCUGUGCCAGUGUUGAUACUAAAGAUGGAAGGGCCCGGUUUGUCUGCAGAAUCCCUGUGAGUACUGACAGUGUCACAGUGGAACUGAGUACGGUCCCAUGAGCUGGAGUUGAUAGAAUGAGAUUUCAACAUUUGAUCUCAGGUUGACCCCCCAUCCUUAGUGUGCUCAUCCGAAUAUAAA